GUUUACAAAAGAUACUGCCAGGUUCAAGGAUGAAUUAGAUAUUAUGAAGUUCAUUUGCAAAGAUUUUUGGACAACUGUAUUCAAAAAACAAAUAGAUAACCUAAGGACUAAUCAUCAGGGUAUUUAUGUCCUUCAAGAUAACAAAUUUCGUCUCUUGACACAAAUGUCUGCGGGAAAGCAGUAUUUAGAACAUGCACCAAAGUAUUUAGCAUUUACCUGUGGACUAAUCAGAGGAGGCCUAUCGAAUUUGGGAAUAAAGAGUAUUGUAACAGCUGAAGUUUCAUCAAUGCCUGCAUGUAAAUUUCAAGUGAUGAUACAGAAGAUGUAGAGCACAUUCAAAUCUGGGUAUCUACCUUAAAAAUCCUUUGUGUGUGGAUGCAGCAUCUUGGUUCAGCUUUGUACAUAACUUGUAAAUUAUAGCAGUGCGCAGCACAAUUCCAAAAUAUAUAAUAAAUGUUCAUCAAAAUAACUUAA
Messenger RNA from Balearica regulorum gibbericeps (East African grey crowned-crane), 474 nucleotides. Lineage: Eukaryota; Metazoa; Chordata; Aves; Gruiformes; Gruidae. The record is from RefSeq and is a predicted model, not a curated record.